Botrytis byssoidea is the source of this 3203-nucleotide messenger RNA. RefSeq lists its product as uncharacterized. Gene Ontology annotation, biological process: regulation of DNA-templated transcription. The transcript has 4 exons. Bases 409 to 1722 code for a protein of 437 amino acids. The record is from RefSeq and is a predicted model, not a curated record. NCBI's taxonomy places the organism in Eukaryota, Fungi, Ascomycota, Leotiomycetes, Helotiales, Sclerotiniaceae. Gene Ontology annotation, molecular function: DNA binding.
GCUAAAGUGGGAUUACUAUUUAUCACAACGCACACACCAAAUCUACAUACGGUUCAUUGCAAGAACUCUAUUUCGAUCCUUUCCCUUUUUUACCAAUAUCGCCAUCAAAUAUUCCUAGUUGAAUCCCAGUAUCCGAAGAGUAACGUCACCAGUCGCUGUAGUCUAAUUCGAGGUCAGCCUUCAGGAAACAUUCGAGUUACCAUUGGAACAUAAAAGAUUUGCAUCUAAGCAAGAUACCCAUAAAACUUAUCGUUCUGGAAGCACUAUUGUUUACAUAACUGAAUUUUGGGUUUUGAUUCUGCCAUUUAUAGUGGUCGAUCUAGUCUUGGUCCUAAUCUUGAAUAAUCAAUACCACUCUCUAUUUAUCUUUCUUGUUUACACAGAGCCAUAUCGGGCAAACACUUUGAAAUGAACUUUCACACACCAGACCAAUCUUACACGCAAGAUACAAACCCACGGGAGACACAUUCAACCAUGGCUUUAUUACAGAAACCUCAUGUAUUUUCUGGCUCGGAUUGGCGUGGCCUUGAACCUGUGGAGAUGAGGUCAAAACCACGCAUGGCCAAUGUUGGAGAAUCACUUCCAUCCAUUCGAACAAUGUUUGCUGGAUUUGAGAGCCAGGAAAGACCUACUGAAUCCGAGUACAGACAUGCUACAUCAUUUUCUCCCAUCACAACAGAAAGAAACACAUCUCCUGGGUCAAACAAGAGAAUGAGACUAUCCGACGAUUACUAUGACGAGGAAAGCCAGCAGCAACGGGAGAGAUAUCAGUCAGUUAGCAGUGGUCGAAGCCCAAUGACAGCGACCUACGGGUAUCACAGUGCAAACUCUUCGCCAGUUUCCUCGAAUGCCCAUCGGGAGUCUAGAGUUCAUUCUAGCCAUGGGAGCCCUUACAUUUCAAGGUCUGGACGAGAGCAACCUAUUCUCUCAAUCCCAGAACGCAGAGCCCAGAAUCAAGAUCACCACACUUCGAGACCACCAUUCCAUUCUCCAAUCUCUGAGCCAUCGAGUACGACAUACCGCCCAAGCCUCCCAAGUAUUAGCACACCCGACCGAUCUUACGAACGAACAUACUCCCAGAACCCAGCAGAACGAUCACAUGGCGAGUACCCUCCCAUAAAUGAGUACCCAAGAAGCGAGUAUUCAUUGGAGGCUUCCCGCUCAUACCACCAACAAAAAUACGCCCCUUCACGAUCGGACUACGGUUACCACCAACCCAGAGACCAAGGUUACCCCCAACCUGCAACUUUCCCUCACCAUCCAGGUCAAACCCCAUUCACCAACAGACACCACGCAGGAAGCUACAGUCCAACUCCCUACCAAGCCCAAGAAAUGGGCGACUCAAAACCUCGCAAGCGUCGAGGAAAUCUCCCAAAACCAACCACAGAUAUCUUGACAACCUGGUUCAUCAACCACCUCGAACAUCCCUACCCAAAUGAAGAAGAGAAGCAAUUAUUAAUGAGACAAACGGGUCUCCAAUUGAACCAAAUCUCCAACUGGUUCAUCAAUGCCCGUCGUCGUAAAUUGCCCGCUCUUCAAAAUAGCGCUCGUGCAGAAAACGCUGCUCGAUCGCAUCACAACCGAAUGCACUCUGCAGAUGGGGGACAGAGUCCCAUGAGUCUCUGCAACAGCGAGCCAGGACUAAGUCCCAGAGCCGCAUCUGCAUUUAACGAAGGAUGGCCUUCGCGCCAGGAAGAGCGUCAUAGCCAAGAACAUUAUUAAUUCUUUCGCUUCUUUUUACUUGAUUACAUUUUGCAGCAUUGAAGACGCACUUUUUUUUGUUACAGACAUGACUUCUCUAGCCAAGGUUCUAGAGAGGGAGUUGUCGUGUGCGGUUUUCGUUCUUAGUUUUGUUUCCUUUUUUACGUUCGCACUUGUAUUGCAUUAAUUCUACGACUUUUUGGUAUCGCAUUAAUUAUACGACUUCUUUUGUUUAAAUUAGAUUGGGCUUCUGGGGGUUUACAUGCUUCUCACAAGUGAAAGGGAAGGUUACCACACUGAGGUAUUAUUAGGAACCUUGGAAAUGUAUGAUAACAUGGGUAUAUUGGAUUUGGGAUGGACAGCAACAGAUACCAUACUUGUACAUUUGGGCUAUUUGAUGAAACCGAGUUGGCAUGAGCACAGCGGAGUCAAUCACAGACUAUCAGAUCACGCUCGCAUGUAAAAUUACACGCGAGCGUGUUUGUUAAUGUUUUUUUAAUUCUUACUAUAUUUUCGCUUCUUAUAAUGAAUACCUACAUCUACCUACAUAGCUCAAUUGUUAAAUCGAGUAUUCAUUCGUAUUGUACAUUGUACUGCAAAUUGUAAAGGCACGCACGCACACACACAUUGCAGAUAGAACCCCAAAAAAUUUGCCUUUGGGUGAAAAUCUCUCGUGCCGUGCGUCCACUUUCAAUCACGCAUGCAUACCCACGUUGAUCGCUCACUUGUUCGCUCAAUCUUUCCCCUGUUCCGUUUUUCUUACUAAUCUUUUCGGGUACACAUUCACGUUUUCAUAUAUAUAUUCGUAUUCCGCUUCCAGUGUUGCACAAUUUUAUGCGUAUCUUCCAUGCUUCCGCUUUCAAAGUCGUCGAUCACUUCGCCGCACUUAAGCAACCCUUGAAAAUUCCUCUACUCACCGGUAUUCGUGGUAUUCGUCCUCCCCGCUGUUACUUUCUGAGGGUCAGGGGGUAGUAGAAUGUGCUAUGUACUGUUGCGUGGUUGUGGAUUAGUAUGUGUUCUGUUGUCUCAGAUCCAAAUCUGCAACACCCACCUGCAUAGAAGCCAUAUAGAAGGGAGAGAAUCAUCAUAAAUACAAUACGUCAUUGAAAUUUCUCAGUCAGACAUCAAUACAUUUGGAUCAUUGUUAUUUGAGUUUUCUAUACGAGUCCUUCACCAGCAUGUGAUGUCUAGGCCUCAAAGUGGGAGCUUUGCUAAUUGUUCGCUCACGGCAUAUAAGCACAGUUAUACAUUACUAGCACUGAGCAUUAAUAUGUAAAAGGCAGGAAAUUCUCCGACUGCAAGGGCUGGCCGAGCUUAUUUUUCAGAUACCAUUCAUAUCACUGCAAAAUCCCUCGCUGCAUGAGAAUUUUCACAUGGCAGUGCUUUGUCGAGAUCUACAGUAACUGGGGGUUAGACUUUCAAGGGGAAGAUUUUCCUAAUGAAUUAACCAAAAAUUGACAUGACAUGACAAGAAAGAAACUUACAAACGCCAUUUCCAUCAU